ACGUAUAGACGCUACAGACUGCCACAGACUAGGCGUGUGAAUAAACAAUUAUCAUCUGGUUAUCUUAUGGUAGAUUCUCGGCGCCGGUCAAAGUGUCAUUCUCCUGGUCGUUAGCCUGACAAAGAAAGAUGGAAACACCAACGAAAGCGAUCGCGGACCUUCGCGAGAAGUUUUUUAAAAGGUUGGAGGAGGAAGGACCGCCCGAUUCCAUUGUAGGAGGUUUUCAUGUUGCUGAUAUAGCCAGAAUAAAAAACAAUGAUGAUUGGCUGAAACGAUUUUUGGAACAUCAUGAGUAUAACGAACAGGAGGCAUUCAACAUGCUUUGGGAAACUUGUACUUGGAGAAGAAAAUUUGGAACAAAUGAUAUCACUGAGGAUAAUGUGAGAAGAGAUUAUUUAGAAGAUGGCGUAGUCUUUAGCUAUAGUAAGGACAAGGAUGGCAAAAAACUUUUUGUAAUCAAAUCAAAAUUACAUGUUAAAGGAGUAAAAGAUUUUCCAGAACUUCAAAGAUGUAUAGUUUAUUGGUUUGAAAGAUUAGAAAGGGAAGAAAAUGGAAAUCAAAUAUCACUUUUCUUUGACAUGGUAGAAGCUGGACUUUCUAAUAUGGACAUGGAGCUUAUUAAGUAUCUCAUUGGUUUAUUCAAAUCUUAUUAUCCAAAUUUUCUAAACUAUAUCAUAGUUUUGGAAAUGCCCUGGGUUUUAAAUGCAGCUUUUAAAAUAAUAAAAUCAUGGUUACCUGCAAAAGCUAUUCCAAAAAUUAAGUUUGUUAACAAAACCACAUUGAAAGAUUAUGUUAAUCCAAAUGAUGCACUGAAAUGUUGGGGAGGUAACAAUGAUUACACCUUCAAAUUCAUCUCGGAAGAGCAAACAAAUGGAGAUGAUAUAUUAAAUGGUAAACUGGAUAAUAAAAAGGUGCAUUUUAUAGACAAUUCACCACUUACGGAGCAAAGUCCAACUAGUAUCGGAGAUCAGGUUAAUGAAGAACAAUUGUUAUCUAUAGAGCCCACAGACAUAAUUACGUUUAAUAAAGAUGGGAACGAUAUCACUGGGACAAUUACACUUAAGAAUAUUACAACUGACAAAUCUUUAUCUUACAAGAUAAAGACAACAUCGCCUGAGAAAUUUAGAGUACGGCCAAGUUCAGGAAUUCUACAACCAUCUGAACAAAGAACUGUUAUGGUUGUACUACAAUCUGGUUAUAAUGUACGUGGCCUAUUACAUAGCGAUCGAUUUCUAGUCAUGUGCUUCCCAUUAAAAAAUACAAACACUGCUACAAUGCAAGAACUGAAUUUACUUUGGAAGUCUGAAAAAGCAACAGAAAUGCAUAAACUACGAUGUUGCGAUGGUGCUAUUGAAAAUAGUGAGAUACAAAAAUCUCAUUCGAUGCUAACUUCUGCAGCAGCAGGAAAUGAUCAUAUUGAUGCAUUUUCUUCUAAGAUAAAUCAUUUAGAAAAGCACAAUAACAACAUACACAGUGAAAUCGUUAUUGUAAAGUAUAUGCUUUUAAUUUCGAUAACAUUGACCAUUCUAAUGGCAAUAUUCUUUGGUUAUGUUUUACAAGUGGAUAUUAAAAAUUUGAUUGAUCAACAAAAAUCCUGCCGGAUCCCUCGUGAUAUUUAA
Messenger RNA from Cyphomyrmex costatus, 1619 nucleotides. RefSeq names its product motile sperm domain-containing protein 2. The record is from RefSeq and is a predicted model, not a curated record. Gene Ontology annotation, cellular component: endoplasmic reticulum-endosome membrane contact site; endomembrane system. NCBI's taxonomy places the organism in Eukaryota, Metazoa, Arthropoda, Insecta, Hymenoptera, Formicidae. The coding region runs from base 129 to 1619 and encodes 496 amino acids. The transcript is spliced from 9 exons.